AUGGGCGUGUCUUGAACGGGGCGGAAGUGACGUCACUGUUCCAGCCUGUCCAGUUGUACACACUAAAGCGGUGUGUUUAUUGCUAAAGUUACAGGCGAGUGUUUGGGGAGGUGUUUAUUUUUUAACAUAUAAACAGAUUGAUUUGACAGCUUUUUAAAUUCAUUUUUUAACACGCCGUCUGCGUUUGAAUGAUUACGUCGCGGUACGCAUCCAAAAACCGGAAGCGGAAAGCGAACGUCGCUCUUGUUUUGGAAACGGGCUCAAAACAAAAGAGGAUUUUAUUGAAACCAGCCUUUAAUUAAAGUGAAAAAAUGGACGUCAGCGUCUCCGUGUCGUUUUUUAAAAACGAGCUCGGCCCCGCCAUCGAGCUGGCCGUGCAAGCGGCGGUGGAGACGGUCCUGUGCGAAAUCACCAAGGUGGUCGGGACCAAGCUGGCGGGACUGCAGGUCGAGAUCGCCGAGACCCUGAACGAAAACCAGACCCUGAAACGGAGGCUGAAAAGAACCGAGACCGAGUUGAAAUCGGUGCGGGAACGGGAGAAAACGAGCCGAGCGAAAACGACCAGCAGCAAACGACACGCUCCCCAUUUCACGGAGCAGCUCGGCGUGCCGUCGUGGACAAACAACAACAACCCGGCUUUUGUCCCGCAUCCUAAGGACCGUGGACUAAACGUGGACGAACCGUGUGUCUCCUUCCUUGGGGACCAAGUGACCGAGGCUGGGACCGAGUACAACGCGGCCAGUUUUGCCCAUUGUUUGCCCAUCUUGAUUAACCGGGACUGCGGCACGCUUGCAGAUCCCGAAACGUCGCAUCUGAUCAUCCAGGAGGAUGGGACCGAUCGCAGUGUAUCGAUCAGGGAUGAUGCCUUUCCACGGAUCGAUGAUAUCUGGGGGGGAGGCGGCGCUACAGGCAGGGGCAUCGAGGAGGACCAGGAUUAUCAAAGAUCCCAGGAGCACUGUGUCCCGAACGAGGGACUGGAUCCUCUUCACAUUAAAGAGGAGCUCUCUGAUAUUCGAUCUGUCCUCAUUGGAGAUGAGGGCACGCAUCCUGCCUGUGUUACGGAUCCCGCUUCUGAGUUGGAUCCUGUCCCGGUUAAACAGGAGGAUCCCGAACAGGACUGCGUUGAAAUUAAAGAGGACCUGAAUCGCUCCUCUGCGAGUUUGCCUUGCCCCAAUAACUAUGCUGGACUUGUGAAUCAGUUCAGCAUUGAAACGGAAAAAGCGGCCGCUUUUAAAAAGCCAAGAGGCUCCGCAAAGUGGCAGCAACCCAGAAAAAUAGGAAAAACUCACUCGUUGUCUCAAAGUGUUGCAAGUCCCUCCUUCCCCGCUUUCAGGAAACAACACCAGCAUAUCAGUGUGUCCGAGAGAGCGUACGACUCUCCUCAGAGCUUGAGCCUGUUUGAAAACCUCCGACAGCACCAGCGUGUUCUCACAGGAGAGAAACCCUAUCACAUGCCUGAUCGGGGGAAGCGCUUCAAGGAAGAGGUUCAGCUUCGGCAGCACCAGCGUAUUCCCACAGGAGAGAGCAGACACCCCUGUAACGUGUGUGGGAAGAGUUUCACUCGUAUAAAAACGCUUCAUAUACACCAGCGCAUUCACACGGGAGAGAAGCCGUACCCCUGCACCCACUGUGGGACAAGUUUCAGGCAUCUAGACAGCCUCAAAAAACACCAGCGAAUUCACACAGGAGAGAAGCCCUAUAAAUGUACAGAGUGUGGGAACAUUUAUAGGCACUUAACCAGCCUCAAACACCAUCAGAGAAUUCACGCAGGACAGAGAUCUUAAAUGAAAUGAACUGGCGUUUCAAUACAGAAGCGUGAUUAUUAUUAUUAUUAUUAUUAUUAUUAUUAUUAUUAUUAUUAUUAUUAAGUAAUUUAGCAGACACUUUUAUCCAAAGCGACUUACAGAGAUUAGGGGGUGAACUGUCCAUCACAGCAGAGUCACUUCCAAUAGGAGCUUGUUUGUUUGACGUCUCAUCCGAAGGACGGAGCACAAGGAGGUUCAGUGACUUGCUCAGGGUCACACACGCACACACACACACACAGAGUGAGUCAGUGGCUGCUGCAGAGUCACUUCCAAUAGGAGCUUGUUUGUUUGACGUCUCAUCCGAAGGACGGAGCACAAGGAGGUUCAGUGACUUGCUCAGGGUCACACACACACACACGCACGCACGCACACGCACACACACAGAGUGAGUCUGUGGCGGAGCUGGGAUUUGAACCUGGAGCCUCCUUUUCUUACCAUAAUAAAAGGCUUCUCUUCCUUUGUUAAAACUCAUAAAGGGAAAUAUAAAUAUGAUGGGGAAAACCAAACGUGUGAAACAGAUGUUUGUGUAAAUAAAUGUAUGGAUCUUAUGUUUUUUUUUUUUUUUACAUUUUUUUAUAUAAAAUAGUGCUUGGUAUUGUAUUGAUUAAAAUGCAUUGUACAUGCAUAGCUGUGGCAAAUGUUUUGCAUCACCCUAUAGAGUGCAUUAUGUUUCAUGAAGCUGAGUGAAACCUUCUGAACAAUGUUAACAUAUUGAACUGCACACCGCUUUGUAGUUUUCCCAUCUACUAAACUAAAAACCGACAAAUUGAAAAAUGUGACAAUUUGAAAUCUAGUGUACUACUGUUGAGGAUUCUGUUAGGCUUUUUUUGCGAUAUCAUUUUGUCAUUUAUUUGAUUCAGUGAUGUUAAAUAAAAGAUCAAAAUUAUGUUUAUAGUUAUUUUUUUAAAUUUUGUCUCAAUCCUAGAAUGUGGGCAGCAGUGUGGAGUAGUGGUCAGGGCUCUGGACUCUUGACCGGAGGGUCGUGGGUUCAAUCCCAGGUGCUGCUGUACCCUUGAGCAAGGUACUUUACCUAGAUUGCUCCAGUAAAAACCCAACUGUAUAAAUGGGGAAUUGUAUGUAAAAAAUAAUGUGAUAUCUUGUAACAAUUGUAAGUCGCCAUGGAUAAGGGAGUCUGCUAAGAAAUAAAUAAUAAUAAUAACAUUAGUAUGUCAUACAGACACUGGAAAAUAUCGCUGUGAUUUGUGUGUAAGUGCUUUGGUACCGUUCCACGCCACAUGAUGAAAGAGAGUCCUUCAGCUCUCUCUCGCUUGUCUGUCACUAGGCCGAUCAUCCUGAACUUCAUUACUGUAAAGAAACUCCAUACAAUUUGAUAAAACAACAUUUCUUACACCAACAAUGUGUUGUCUGGGUGAAAUUAUUAUUAUUAUUUAUUUCUUUAUUAUAGUGGGAGAAAGAUUAUUAAAUCUCCAAACGGUAUCUGGAAAGUUAAUGCUCGAAUUUGAAUGAAUAUAUGAACUCAUGUGUUUGUAUUAUACAUGACAGUGAUACAAGGUAUUAUUAGCCAUGUGUAACUUUAUAAGUGAACCGGCUAGUCUAUAAAUGAA
Messenger RNA from Acipenser ruthenus (sterlet), 3370 nucleotides. Its product is annotated as zinc finger protein 23-like. The coding region runs from base 312 to 1784 and encodes 490 amino acids. Gene Ontology annotation, biological process: regulation of transcription by RNA polymerase II. NCBI's taxonomy places the organism in Eukaryota, Metazoa, Chordata, Actinopteri, Acipenseriformes, Acipenseridae. The record is from RefSeq and is a predicted model, not a curated record. Gene Ontology annotation, molecular function: RNA polymerase II cis-regulatory region sequence-specific DNA binding; DNA-binding transcription factor activity, RNA polymerase II-specific. The transcript is spliced from 2 exons.